Messenger RNA from Anguilla anguilla (European eel), 3591 nucleotides. Its product is annotated as MAP7 domain-containing protein 1-like. The transcript is spliced from 20 exons. The record is from RefSeq and is a predicted model, not a curated record. Lineage: Eukaryota; Metazoa; Chordata; Actinopteri; Anguilliformes; Anguillidae. Gene Ontology annotation, biological process: microtubule cytoskeleton organization. The coding region runs from base 469 to 3063 and encodes 864 amino acids. Gene Ontology annotation, cellular component: microtubule cytoskeleton.
CUCGUUGUGGUACAGUCUGCCCUGCAGUCCAAGGAACGGCCGCCUUGGACAAUAGUUAAUUCCAGCAGCUGUCGGAACCUAUGGGCGGUGCGCUGUGGACCAGGCGGCUACAGCUGCGGGCUGCGUCUGUGGACUACCCGUCUCUGAUUCCUCUGUGGUUUGCGAAGUUUUGCUGACGCCGCAGUCCUGCAGAAACUGGAGCCCUCCAGUUUACCGGCAAGAGAGGCACAAUAACAGCCCAAAAUAAAAUCACCGACUUUCCAUUCAAUUUAUGUCAGGUGCGCCCCCAGUCUCCAUUUUAAAGACCUCGGUUAAUAUCUCUCCCCUUAUAUUUCCACUUCUUUAUUUAUUUGUUUAUUUAUUUUUUAAAGCUGAGAAAGAUAAAAUUGUUUCAUGGAUCUCCUGAAGGAAUGAGUAGCCUACGACUGCAGAGGGAGAGCGGAUAAGUGCGUGACUGGAUUUUAAAAAAUGGACUGCAAAGAUCUGGAGACCGGUUUAAGGGGAAAUGGGAAACCUUUCCCCUCCACUCCCGAAGCCGAGCCCAGAGAAGAGAAAGAGGUGUAUAGCAUUAUGAAAACCGACUCCUCCCCCACCCCAGACUCCUCCUCCACAACAGACUCCUCCCCCACGACAGAAUCAACUGUCAAAAUAGACUCCUCUUUAAAGCCAGAAUUGUCCUCAAAACCAGGCUCUUUCAAACCAGACUCCUCGGUGAAAACAGACUCCUCUUUCAAACCAGACUUCUCUGUGAAAACAGACUCCUCUUUCAAACCAGACUCCUCGGUGAAAACAGACUCCUCUUUCAAACCAGACUCCUCAGUCAAAACAGAUUCCUCCUGCAAGCCAGACUCAUUAAAAACCGAUGGUCCAUUGGCCUCCACUAGGAGGAAAGUCAGUCUUCAGCAUAAGAAAGCGGACGGACCGAAGCUGGAGGAGAGGCUGAAGCUGGCGAAGGAGCGAAGGGAGGAGAGGGCCAGAUACCUGGAGCAGCGCACCCAACAGCAAGCGGCGAAGAGGGUGCAGUGGCUGGAGAAGGAGGCGCGCGCUCGGCAGCAGCGGGAGAGGCAGCUGAAGGAGCGCAGGAGGAGGCUGGAGGAGCAGAGGCUGCGGGCGGAGAGGAGGCGCGCCCUCCUGCAGGAGAGGGAGCGCCAGAAACUGGAGAAGAACAAGGAGCGGUAUGAAGCAGCAGUCAGACGAUCAAACAAGAAGACAUGGGCUGAGAUCCGUCAGCUGAGAUGGUCUUGGGCUGGAGGUCUGAACCAGACGUCCAGCAGAGAGAGCCGGUGCUCGACCUCGACGGCCGCCUCGCCCAAGCGCGCGGACGCCGUUUUUACCAAGCGCCUGUCCAAGUCCUCCGCCUCGCUCUGGAGCACGCCCAGCGGAACCCGCAGCCUGCAGCUGAGCGCGAGGGAGAGCCGAAUCGUGGAGCGGCUGAUGACCCCCACCCUCUCCUUCCUGGCCAGGAGCCGGAGCACCACCCUGCUGAGCAGCGUCAAGGACUCGCACUCGUGCCUGCGCUCGCAGUCCGCCAACCCCCUGUCGGCCUGCACCCACGCCCACGCCUGCGCCGGGCACCGGAAGGUCUCCGCCAGCACGCCCGACAUCACGCAGCGCCAGCGGAAGCUCGAACCCGCCCCAGUGGAGAAAAAGAAGAAGAAGAAUAAGAAGGAGAAGAGAGACAAAGAGCGAGAGAACGAAAGGGAGAAGGCCCUGGGAAAGAAGGAGGACCUGAAAGAGAGACGGUCCCUGAAGCAGAGAACGGACACCAGCAGUGUCCCAAGUAAAAACCAGCUCGCCCCUCCGCCGAAAACCUCCCGGACCAGGCCCACCUCCCCCGGCCCUGCCGCCUCGCCCCGGGUCCCCAGAACGCGGCCCAAGAGGUCCAAAACCCCCGCCAGGGUGCGGCUGCCGGAAGCCUCCCCGGUUGCCGUGGAGAUGGCGGGAGAGUCGCUCAAGCCGGCCGAGCCCGAGGACGCGAAGGAAAAAACAGGCUCCACCAGCGUUCCUCCCCUUGUGGUGUCUGCUGCUCCAACAACGGCCCCUUCUCCAGGAGCAGCAAACACAACGGCCACCGCCACCCCCUCCCAGUCACCCUCCACCGCCUCUCCCUCCGGCCCCUCUCCCUCUGCCCCAUCUCCCUCCACCCUGUCUACCUCCGCCCCGUCUCCCUCCGUCCCCUCUCUCUCUGGCCCCUCCCCCCCGGGCCCCGCCCCGGCCUCGUCGCACACAGGCGGCCGCCCCCCGGCCGGCACCACCGACCCGGAGCAGGCGGCGCGCAGCCUGGCGGAGAAACGGCGACAGAUCCGCGAGGAGCGGGAGAGAGAGGAGCAGGAGCGGCGUGAGCAGGAGGAGAGAAACCGGGUUUUGCGUGAGGAGCGGUUGGCAUGGGAGCUGGAGGAGAGGAGGUGCAGGGAGGAGGAGGCUCGGCGUGUCGCAGAGGAGCAGGAGGCCGCGGCACAGCAGCAAGAGGAGGCAGCGCAGAAGGAGAGUGACCGCCUGCAGAGAAUGAAGGAGGAGGAGGCGGCCAAGGCCCGGGAGGAGGCGGAGCGACAGAGACAGGAGAGGAACAGGCACUUCCAGAGGGAGGAAGAGGAGCGCAUGGAGAGGAAGAAGCGCCUGGAAGAGAUCAUGAAGAGGACGCGCAAGUCUGAGGGAGGAGGGGACAAGAAUGAUUCUCCACCGCAGAAGUGUCCCCCUGCGCCUCGGGCUGACGAUAAAGAUGUCCAGAGGGACGUGGAGAGCAGUGAGACACCUUCUGAUGAUGACAAGCAUCACCCACAGACAACACAGUCCAACCAGCUGGCGGAGACUGUCCAAUCGCAGGGCGACGUGAAAGAAAGCCCUGUGAUGAACGGUGGUGUGCAGGCCGCCAGCCGCCACCCCAACGGCCUGUCCGACCUGGGGAUCAUUCAGCUGGCCAAUCGCAGGGCCGUCAGCGACGGGGGGCGGGACGCGUCAGAGCCCGACAUCCCCGGCGGUCCAAUCAAAGCCCUCGAGGGCGGGGAGCCCUUCCUGAUGAAAACGGGCUCCUUGAAGACCCAGCACGUCACAGGGGUGCUUUGAAACUUCAGAUGUUGUGGAAGACGAGCCUUUAAACCAGCAGAGGAGGAGAAGUGGCUCGGUUUGCCCGCACAGCUGAAAUGUGCCAAAUACAGACUCCUCUUAGACGCCUGAGAAUGUGUUCUCUUGCUGAGAAUAUAACUCUUUAAGAGAAAACUAAAAACAUUGGGGAAAAAAACUGGUUUCAUGGUGCAUAGCUGUUACAUUUUAUUGGAAUAUUUUAUUCUGCACCUUAAAUGAUUGACAGCAUCAUCCAUUGUAGAGAACAUCAGACCAGAAUAUCUAUUUGAGAAACUAUAUGAUUUUCAGAAAUGUUGCAUAAUUGUUAUUAUGAUCAAUAUAUAAUUGUUGUUGUUGUAAGUACUGCUAGUUUUUAUGAGUUGGACAGAACCCUGUCUUGGUUAUUUCAGUGAAAGAGAGUUCAGACUGAGAUUAGAAUAGAUUGAUAAUAUUUGUGGCACUUUUUGUGUUGGGCCUGAAUGGAAGUGUUGAAGAGUGACGUUGUGGAAUAAAACUCUCUUUAAAAGGGAA